AAUGUUAGAAAAUAUACACGAUGACGUUAGUAACUCGGUGAAUGUCAAUUGCAGAGCGCAAUUUCUGCAACGCUCUUUAUUUUCCAACUAGAUAGUUAAAAAAAAAUAAGUAAGUUAAAAUAAGCAUUCAGGAAGAAGUCUAUAAAUAAAAAAAAUUUGACAUGUCACUGGUACCGAUGCUGUUCUCCAGCUGGUGGGAAAGCCUCAGGCAGGCUCACCGUAUUGACAAUCAAGAAUUCGGGAUGCCUAUAAAUAAUAUAUACUUCCCAGCAUCCAGUUACAGAAAUUACCAGCAUCCGUUGUUUGAUGUAGCUUAUCAACGCAGUAGAUUUAUCACGCCCAAAUACAGAGACGAAGAGAAGUUCACUGUGACCUUGGACGUGGCCCAGUAUAACCCGGAUGACAUUGCUGUUAAAGUUGUUGGCAAUGUUAUUAUUGUCCAAGCGGGAGAUGAGUUUGAGCUGGAUGAGUUCGGGACCUUGUCCAGAGAAUUUGAGAGGAAGUAUGAAGUUCCGGAAGAGUAUGAUGUUGAUGAAGCAAAGUCAGAGUUGUCUUCUGAUGGAGUUUUGACAAUCAGAGUGCCUAAAAAAGAAUCAGAAGGUGGUAGACCUAUUUUGAUUGAAUAUUUACCUUAUCUUGCUGUUGUUGAAGUUGAUCCUAAUGUUGCGGAGGUUGAGAGGCCAAGGUCACCCAAUCGACGUCAAAGAUACAAUGGGUCUGUUGCUGCUGGGUAAUUUUAAAUUAAUUCUUACCACUGAAAAAUUUAUUUUAAAUUAAAUAAAUUGAAUAUUUUUA
Molecule: messenger RNA, 795 nt
Organism: Cotesia glomerata
Lineage: Eukaryota; Metazoa; Arthropoda; Insecta; Hymenoptera; Braconidae
Product: protein lethal(2)essential for life-like
Exons: 3
Coding region: 162-734 (190 amino acids)
Biological process (GO): protein refolding; response to heat
Molecular function (GO): protein folding chaperone
Source: RefSeq, a predicted model, not a curated record